AUGUCGCAGCGGCAGACGCCGCAGCCGCAGCCGCAGCCGCAGCCGCAGCCGCAGCCGCAGCCGCAGCCGCGAUCUCCGUUCGUGACGAGCGUGCCGGCGCACGGUGGCGACACUGCGGCAGCGAUGGCCGCGCUCUCAUCCACGGCGGCAAAGGACGAGCCACCAACCGUCUCGGCAUUGGUGCAAGAGCGAGGGAAGGGGAAGACGGACGCACACAGCACGCGCCUCUUCACACCGGACAGCAACCACAACGGCGGCAGCUCAAUAGCCAUCGGCUGCGUCAAGAGCAAUAGCGUCACGGGCGACGUUGCUGGGUUGCUGCCCCCCCGUCACAAGUCCUCAUCGCUGUUGGUGUCGCCGCGAGGUCGGAAGUUGUCGGCCGCACGGAUUCCCGUCCGGGCGGGGUCGCGGGCGCAGCUACUAGCAUCAGUUUCCGCCUCAAACACGGAUAGGGGCACUGGUAAGGAGACGGCGCAACCGCGGCCCGACCAGAGGCGCAAAGAGCAGCGAAGACGAGAGCUGUACGCCUGGAACGAGGAGCUGCGGCGGCGACAGCAAAGUGCCGCAUCCGCGGCGGAUGCGGUCUAA
Trypanosoma conorhini is the source of this 588-nucleotide messenger RNA. RefSeq lists its product as uncharacterized. The record is from RefSeq and is a predicted model, not a curated record. Bases 1 to 588 code for a protein of 195 amino acids. The transcript has a single exon. NCBI's taxonomy places the organism in Eukaryota, Euglenozoa, Kinetoplastea, Trypanosomatida, Trypanosomatidae.